GCGGGGCUCUGCGUCUGCGCCGGCCAGUAGCAGUGCAGCGUCGGUCCAGGUCCAGGCAAGCUCCAUGGGGGAAAAAAACCCGAGAGAGGAGACGAAUAACGGUACACUCCAGUAUUUAUGGAGCCGAUCCCCGCAUAUAACCGCAUCGCAUCUGCGUGUCUUCUCGUGAUGCAUACGUGAAUUAAAGUGUUUGGAGACGGACGCGGUGUACUGCGUGUUGGGGCUGACGAAAACAAGCGGUCCACCAUUGUCUGCGUAGAAAUAAGAAUGGCCUGGAUGUGGAAGAGGAAGUCGUUGAUCGCCACCAGUCUGAUUGUGGCGGUGUCGCUCUUCGUGGUCGUGGUGAACUACUCGGAGAAGCCCUACUUCCUCCUGCAGCCAGUGUUCGGACAGACGUUCAGCAGCCACUGGAUGUUCUCCAAGCAGCCGUACAAGGCCUUCAAGCCUCACCUAGGCUAUGUCAGCAUCCCCAAACAGGAGCCUCUGAAGCUGCACUGCGAGCUCUGCAGCAUCGUGUCCAGCUCUGGUCAGAUGUUGGGCCAGGCUGCCGGCCCACAGAUCGACCGCUCUCCCUGCAUCUGGCGGAUGAACAACGCUCCCACACGGGGCUUUGAACAUGACGUGGGCCAGCGGACCACGCUCAGAGUCGUCUCACACACCAGCGUCCCCCUGCUCCUGCAGAAGCCCCAGUACUUCUUCGGCCAGGGCAACGACACCGUCUACGUUGUGUGGGGGCCACUACGAAACAUGAGGAAGGACGGGAAGGGCAUCGUGUAUAACAUGCUGCGACAGGCAGCUGAGAACUACCCUCAUGCACGCAUCUAUGUCACCACAGAGGACAGGAUGAACUACUGCGACAUGAUUUUCAAGAAGGAGACGGGAAAGGACAGGAUCCAGUCUGGCUCCUACCUCAGCACUGGCUGGUUCACACUCAUCCUCGCCAUGGACAUGUGCAAAGAGAUCCAUAUCUACGGCAUGAUAAAUGACACCUACUGCAAGACGGAGGGUUACAGAAAGGUUCCCUACCACUACUACGAGGCGGGCAGCCGGGACGAGUGUGCAGAGUAUCUGCUUCAUGAGAGCGCCCCCUACGGCGGGCACCGCUUCAUCACCGAGAAGUCCGUGUUCUCCAAGUGGGCCAAAACUCACGCCAUCAAGUUCUUCAACCCACCGUGGCAGCUGUCGUGACCCAGGCUGAACGGACAUGGAGAUAUGACACCAUCAUCAUCGUUGUCGUCCUCAGGGGACCAGCUGGAUCUCUACACUGGCAGAAAACGUGUUCCCUGAUGUGUACACACAUCCAUAUUGGCACAAAUUCCAUUUCAUAUCCAUUAAAAAAGGUUGGUUGAUGGCUGCUUGUCAAGUCCUGGAUGGCUAAUAUCCAGGAAGUGCUUGUUUGUUUAUUUUGACAGCCACUCAGACAUACAGAGGUUUGACCAUCAUGGACAGCAAAAACAUAUCUCCUGCUUCUUGAAAACACUUUUCCUCCUGAGUUUGGAGAGCUGAAGAAAGUGCUCAGCACGCUGCUCUUCACUGACUAAUCGAUCCGUUCGCUGCUCUGUGAGUUUAGCAAAGGAUGGCUCGAAGACUUACUUGAAAAAAAAAAACGGAGAAAACAACAGGAAGAAGAAACAACCAUCUGUCAACUUUCAGUGACCUCAGCGGCUCACAUGUCUGCAGGCGCUGCACAUCGCAAAGGCUGAAUUAAAAAUGUUUUUCAGGACUGUAGCUGAAGAAGAGCUCAGCUGCCGCAGAGACGAGUCUCGUUGCCAUGGACGCCUGGCGAGCUCGCCUACUCUGUUUCCUCUGCAUGUCUGUCUCCGUCUGACAGGCUGUAAUUAAUCUAUAAGGAGUAUCAUUCAGGCCUUCAUCUCUGACUGAGGGACUAUUGAAAACAGGUUUCAAUUAAGUUUCCCCUUCUAAAAAAGCUUCAACAAAAAAGGCUGAGAAAGAAAAAACAGCAAAAUAAAAGCAGAUUUCAGUUCAUAGUAGAAGGUGAGCCACAGUUGUAGAUAUGAAUCAGCUUUUUUUUAAUCAUUAUCCUUGGUUGUUAUGCCGUGUGUAAACUAACACAACUUAAAGAUGUCAGCUUUUUUUUUUAAUUUUUUUAAUAAUGCUGUGAAAUUUUAAGAGACAUGUUUUGGCUUUGUCUGGAUAGGUUGCUAAUUUAUUCCACAGAGAUAGAAGCUCCUAACGCUCUUAAAGAAUGUGCCAUUGAAAAUGUGAGCAUCACAGCACAUAGAGCAAUGUGCAAUUAGAAACUCCACACUUACGGAAGGAGUUAAAUCAUUUGUGACCCCACAGAGGGAGAGAUUUAUGUGUGCAGUGAAACCAUUUGAAGUUAAUUGUAUUCUAUUAUCAUUUUGUGCCUGCAAUAUACUCUGCAGUCCAUUGUAUAGAGACAGAGGGAGAUGCUCUCUCUCACGCUCGCUCAUAUUCUCAUCCAGCUUUGUGCCUCUUUGUGUACAGUAUCACUGUGUGAACACAUCUCCCCAUUUGUCUUUGAAAGCAGCGUGCGUGUCUCCCGGUUCAGGUCAUUACAUUUGAAUGCAUCUGUUCCAGGACAGUGAAGAAUAAUCAGUGAAGUGCUGAGGUGUGUAGGUUGGCUGGUAGCUGUGGAGGGUUGAAACACUCUGGCUGUGACCGUGACUCCCCUUCCCCCCCCUUGAGGCUGUGAUUAGUGUCCCGGUCAGAGUCACGGCCCAGAGGGGAGGACUGGAAGGAUUCAAAGACUUCUAAUUUAGGCAACUUGAUGCACAGGGUCCCUGACGACUGUAAUAAACUGCAGCUGAGCUUCACAAUCUCACUCCAACUGCACAGCACUGUUUACUAUCACACAUAGGCACUCCAUUUUGGGCUCUUUCUCAGUAAGCAGCAUUGAUUUGGUGAUUUACUGGUCAAAAGACAUGUAGGUUAAAGCUGCCUUUUGGAUGUCCUGGCAGGGACGUAGCCACCAUGGAGGACUCUGAAGUCAUGUCCUUUGUAUUUGUCAGUGAAUAUCAGGGUUUUAGCAACUUGGGAUUUUACAUAAUGUAGUGUGGUGAGAAUUAUAAGCCAAUUACAGAAUUAGUAUGUUUGGAUUUGACUACCUUUUUUAGGCCAAUGAAUAAAUAAAGUUUUCAGCUUUUAUCCCCCAGAAUAGCAGUUCAUGGCAGCAUGGAAAAGGCUUUGGAAUAGUAUUUAGAUCUUCAUGUUGGGAAGGGAAAUUUACCAGAGGUAUAAUUAAACAGCUGAACAGGACCUUAUGCGCCACUCAGAGCAUAUCUAUAGCCCGCAAUAGGGCCACGACCAAGACCCUUCAUUUGCUUUUCUGUACAGAACCAAGUGAUUUUAGAUUGCAUGCCGGUGUUAUGGAAGUAAAAGAGGUGCGACGGGAGUGAUGUGUAACAGAGCAGCGUUGGCCUCUGGUGUGACAUAACACACGCAUCAGGCAACACUUUCUAAUCUGUGAAAAUGACAUAAUACAUCAUAACAACCAUUUAGUGUUCAUAUUAUACCACAGCUGUCCCGUCCCGCCGGCUGUCCCUUUUACACAGCCAUUUAUUCAGUUCUGUUAAUAACUCCUCUGCUGGCCUAAAGGUGAGACAACUCUGUCUCUCUGUCCUGGGACAGAAUUGCCUGCACACAGUCUGUCUGUCUGUCUGUUAACAUGGAGAUUUCUGAGCCGGCAGUUAGCAGCUAACAGUACUAACUCAACAAACAGUGCUAACAGACGAAACAGUGCCGACAGAGCUAACUUUGUGACGGGGGAAAUCAGAGAGUGGGCUCUACAUUUUGGCGGCGACACCAUCCCGAUAUUAAAGGUAACCACGUAAAGAGUCCAGUGCAGAGCAGCUGUGAUUAGAUGAACAUGAAUGUGCUGCUGGACAAUCUACCGCUACAAAGAACAAAGAAGCUCAAAAUUACAACACACACACAGAGGGAGAGUGACUUCAUUCUCUGCUCAGAACGCCAUUACUCCACUAUAUCUGUACUUAGCAAAUAUUUUGCUGCUAUAGUAAUGCUCUGAAUGUCGCACACAGCUCCUUUAAUUGAAAAGAUAAUAACAUUACCCUGUUUCUGGUUUUUGGUCAGAGUUAUUUGAGGAUGGCAGGGUGUGUUUAGGGGACUUAUGAUCUCAGUAUUUCUAAAAUUCUGGCUACAGUUCCAUGUCUACAUCACACAUAACUGUUGUUUCAACAGCAUUCAAAUGAUUAUGAAUUAAAGUCUAAAAUUCAAUGCAAACCAGGCCCUAACAAGGCAUAUGCAAAAUAAUAUUAAAAUACAUUUUUUAAACUGAGUUGGAAAAAAUGAUAAAACAUAACAGAGACAUCUAAAAAAACACUAGCCCCUGUUCCCUGCACAAACUCUCAAGACCCCGGGAACCUUAACUCUUCCUUCAGGAAACAGGGUCUACAUUAAGUUCUGGCCACCAAAAAGUCUCUGCUCUGUGGUAGCGCUUACAGAUGGCCCAGGAAAUAUUCGGCUGGAGUUUGCUGUACUGUGAAUGUGCCUCAUUGGUCAAACGCAAGCCUUAGGCAGCUACAACUUAUGUUCAACAUUCAUUAACACAGAAAGCAAGCAAGCAGAGGCACCAGUAUUAAUAUUAGGACUAGCAGUGGAAAAUGUUUCUAAUGUUUAUGUAAAAAAUAUAUAUAUAUAUGUAGUUGACUUCCUGUCUCUUCUUCAGACACAAAUGUUCUGUUUUCAGGUUUCCUCUCCACCUCACGUUGCACUCUCUUGCAACAUCCAUUCCAAAUUUGUAUCUGUGCAACUGUAAACUACAGAGAACAACAAAAUGACUCUGUUGUUGUUGUUGCAUCAUGUGUGGAAAUUGCAGUGCCGUCAUUUGCUGAUCCAUUAUCAGUCCAAUUUCAGUCUUCACUGUUCUUCACUUGCAGUGGAAACACAAACAGAAAUGUGCAGUUCAGUUUUUCAUUUUGUCCCUGAGUUUAGUGAUUUGGGUUGCUAAGUGCAUAAAACGAUUUGGUUGAAAAAGGACUAAUUAACCUUUAAAGCUAAUUAAGUUGCUGCUUUGAUUUGUUUUACCAAACUUUUCCCAAGAUCAUGAAUGAACUUUCAUCCACACUGAAGAGAAGUCUUUAAAGUGAAAACAUGACUGUGACUGUCAACUGAUCGUCUCCAUGACAAGUGACCAAACACCUUCGCCUAAUGAAGACUGUGUGAUAGAAAAACAGAGCUAAUACGUGGACUGAAGUGUAAACCCAGACUUUUAGCCGUAUUUUUACCUGCAAACAACCAAAGCUCUGCUCUCUGUGUUCUUGUGUCUCAGCUGUAUGUUUGGAAACAUUUUUGGCUUGAGGAACAGAGACAGAAAAUCAUCUCUCUCUGUUUCCCAGACGGAGUAAGAUUCCCCAGAACUUACAAAGAAUGACCUACAAUUCAAAACUCAUUGUAAGUCUACCUGGCUGACAAGAGCAUCAGCAAAAUGUAAAAAUGCCCUAUUUUACAUUCCACCUGGUGCUGCUCAGCCUAUAGGCGAUGACCGUAACACAGGCGGGGUCACGGUUCAGAUUUCCUCUGGGAUGACAUGUGCUUGAGAGGUACAAAAUAUCCCAGCACUGCGAGCAGCUGCGGAUCAGAGUAUCCACCGCACGAUGUAUGUAAAGCAGAAACGUCUUACUGUAUUAUUUAUCCUGUUCAGGCAGACAGUAAGAUCUGAGCCUCAGGAAGAAAUUAUACUUCUUUCAGUUCCUGUGGGAAAGCAGCUGUUAAUACUGAAUGCAUACAAUACACCAUGCAUGUUACAUGAUUAACGUACAUCUUUUAUACAACUCCACUCAGCCUGUGAUUGUGCAGUCAUCUGGCAGCUCUCCACCAAUCAGUUUUACCUCUGCUGUACAGUAUAUCCACCGUAAAUUGUAAAGCGCUUCGCACCAUGAUGAGAUUUUAAGCUCUGUGUUGUCGUCCCGAGAUUUUCAAGUGUGUUAGGGCACAUUUUUUAAUGGAAAUUGUUUACUCACACCCAGAAGAAGAGCACCAUGUUUCUUCUGCUCAUCUUCCAUCCUCCGCUUGUCGAUUUUAUUUUAAUGGUUGCUUUUAUUUUUUUGUUGACUCAGUGGUUUGUGUUCAGCAUUUUUCUCUGCUGUAGGUCGCGUGUUGCCAACAUUUUCUGCUGCUUCAGGCUGUGCUCUCGGUUAUUUUCCGAUCAACACAUACGCCAUUGUUCUCCGCCAGAACACACUGGAAGAAUACCUACAGAUGUAUAAUACAGGAUAUUAUGGAGAAUACGUCCAUAUAUAGGCUCCCAUGAAUCAUCUGCAGCUUACAGGAAGAGUGGAGCCACAGUAAUACCAUGAAUUAAAGUGUGAGCACAGUGGGAGGCCAGAUAUACCAAGAACAUUUGUUUUAACUUUGAAAGAGUAGUUUGACAUUUGGGAAAGCGCUUAUUUGAUGUCUUGCAGUGAGUUAGAUGAGAAGAUUGAUGAUACUACUCUGAUAUUUGUAGUAAAUAUAAAGCCACAUCCGGCAGGUUAGCUUCGCUGAACAUAAAGAGUGUAAAUAGAAGGAAACAGCUGCCCUGGUUCUGUCCAAAGGCAACAAAAUCUAACUACAAGCCCCUCUAAAGUUCACUUGUUAACAUUUUAGCCAGCUCCCAGGAACGCCACUCAGCCUUGCUUUCAUUUUUUUGCCCAGUGGCUGCUUUUGGUAUUGCAGUGAAAAAAAUCCCAUGUCCAAGAAACAAUUUUACCCAUCAACAGCCAUUAUUAAAGAGAUGUCUGAAACUGGUGACAGGACAUCUAGAACCGCAAAGAAGGUCUGUUGUGACUCUUUCUAUUAGGAAUUGUUGAUCCAUAGAGGUUUCAUAUUUGUAAAGCUUUUCUGUGAUAUCAUCACAAUGUAAAGUCUAAGGGCCAAACACGAACUUGUGGGUGGGGCCAAAGGGAAAAACACUUCUGCACAUAUUCAGUGGGCUGCAUUCCGCAGAAGCAAAACACCAUCUUGAGGUCAGGUAUCCACAUCUUAUAAUAAAUUUAUGGCCUGGCCAAGAGGGAGUUUGAUAUGUAGAGAGCCAAAGUCAUGAUGUCAUGCCUGGGCAAAAGUCUGUAACUUAAUGCAAUCUGUCAUUCAGAGUUUCUGUCAUCAGUCUUUCUGCGCCAAGUGUGUAAGAGAACUACAGUGGCUGUGCGAAAACACAAAUGGCCCUCUCCAGAGCCACUUUUUGGUUUGUCCAUUCUGG
Molecule: messenger RNA, 7180 nt
Organism: Epinephelus lanceolatus (giant grouper)
Lineage: Eukaryota; Metazoa; Chordata; Actinopteri; Perciformes; Serranidae
Gene: st6galnac3
Product: ST6 (alpha-N-acetyl-neuraminyl-2,3-beta-galactosyl-1,3)-N-acetylgalactosaminide alpha-2,6-sialyltransferase 3
Biological process (GO): oligosaccharide metabolic process; ganglioside biosynthetic process
Molecular function (GO): alpha-N-acetylgalactosaminide alpha-2,6-sialyltransferase activity
Source: RefSeq, a predicted model, not a curated record